This is a messenger RNA of Cricetulus griseus (Chinese hamster), 1007 nucleotides long. Lineage: Eukaryota; Metazoa; Chordata; Mammalia; Rodentia; Cricetidae. The record is from RefSeq and is a predicted model, not a curated record.
UUCCUCUCCUGGGGCUUUUGGGGGUACCUCUGUCACAAUGCUCAGUAAUGUGUAGCAGCCAGAGUGGCUGAUCUGAUUCUGGUCGGCUCAUCUGGACAGCAUGACUCAGGAGGCUCUGCUGGCCUUGCUACUAAUGCUGGCCAGACUCCUACCUGGCCCCCUGGAUGCCCAAGGUAAGCAUUUCUCUAUACCAGUCCUCAUGGCCUCUGAGGGGGAGUCUGUCAAUAUCACCUGCUCUACAAGUGGAGACUUGCAGGGCAUCUAUCUGAAGCAGAGCUGGCCACAGGCUUCCAAAGUGACUUACUUUGAAGACGGGAAGGAGCCCACAGUAGACAAGCGUUUCUCAGGCCGAAUUGACUUCUCGGGUUCCCAGAACAACCUGACCAUCACCAUGCGCCUCCUCAGGAAGACAGACAUUGGAAUCUAUACCUGUAGUGCCGUCACAAAAAACAGAAGCGACGGUUUAUCCACCAUGGUCAUGGUGACAGAAAAAGCAUCCCAAGAAGUAUGCAAAUCCCAGGAACCUCGGAGGACAUCAGUUUCCCUCCCAGCUGCCCUGGCUGUAGGCUUCUUCCUUCUUGGGCUUGUCCUUGGGCUGCUAUGCCCACUGAGGAAAACACAGAUCAAGGAACUGUGUGCCUCGAGGGAUAAGGACACGCGGUGUGUAGUGUAUGAAGACAUGUCCUACAGCAAACGCAAGACUCCAUGCGCCCCCAACCAGUACCACUGAGCCCCUCUACCUAAGUCCCCCAUGCCUUGUUUCAGAAGGGCUCCUAGUAGUCCUGCUGACCCACCCAGCCCAACUCCCUCAGCACCCUUGUGCCACUCAAGUGCCCCCUUGGUGCUUCUGGGUGAAUGGGACUCCUCCUCUGUAAGCUUCCCCACAGGGCUCUGCAAUUUGUCCCCCACCCUAGCCAGGUAGCCCUGAUCAUGUUGCCAUCAGGAAAAAAUGCUUGGGGGGAAAAAUAUGUUACCUGCCUUGGAGCAGCUUGGCCAGAAAUAAACAA